This is a messenger RNA of Penicillium verrucosum, 369 nucleotides long. RefSeq lists its product as uncharacterized. The coding region runs from base 1 to 369 and encodes 122 amino acids. The record is from RefSeq and is a predicted model, not a curated record. Lineage: Eukaryota; Fungi; Ascomycota; Eurotiomycetes; Eurotiales; Aspergillaceae. The transcript is spliced from 5 exons.
AUGCAGUACAAGCUUCUCAUUGCUCCUCUCAUUGCUAUGGCCAUAGCCGCACCAACCCUUGAGGAAGUCAACGGCCACCUCGCUAAGCGUACCUGCUGGUCCCUUACCGGCGAUAAGCUGAAGGUCUGCCAGCAAGUUUGCAAGGCUGCCUGUACUGUCGGAACUGCAGAUAUUGCCAAGGAGGCUUGUGACAAGGCCUGCGACCUCGGUCCCCUGAAGGCUCGCGAAGCCGCACCUGAGGUCGAAGCUGAUUCCUCUUUCGGAAACAAGGCUUGCAACAUUGCGUGCGAUGUUACCUGUAACUCGACAGUCCUCGCUUUGGAGCAGAAGAAGUGCCUUGAAGUUUGCAAGGGCAAGUGUAACAACUAA